Molecule: messenger RNA, 906 nt
Organism: Ogataea haglerorum
Lineage: Eukaryota; Fungi; Ascomycota; Pichiomycetes; Pichiales; Pichiaceae
Exons: 1
Coding region: 1-906 (301 amino acids)
Biological process (GO): intra-Golgi vesicle-mediated transport; retrograde vesicle-mediated transport, Golgi to endoplasmic reticulum; endoplasmic reticulum to Golgi vesicle-mediated transport
Cellular component (GO): COPI vesicle coat
Molecular function (GO): structural molecule activity; protein binding
Source: RefSeq, a predicted model, not a curated record
AUGGAUCCUUUCAGUGACAGCGGCGAACUGUAUCAGCUUAAACAGCAAUUCUAUGCUGCCAAGUACAAUGAUCUGGCAAGUGCCAACUUGGAGGACUUGAUUUUCUCCAAUGAGGAGAAUAAAUACAGAGCAUACCAGCUCCAAAUUAGAUCCCUUUUGGCUUUAGGCAAAUACGAUGAGGCUGCGUCCGAGAUAGCUAAGGUCUCAGUGGAUGAACCACUGGCAUCCGAGUUUAAAGCCUUGCAAGCGUACACAGAUUUUCUGAAAAAUGGAAAGACCAAGUUAGAGGACUUGGAAACCCUCGUCUCUUCCAAUAGUGACAACGAAACGAUAAACCUGCUUGGCGGACUUUACUACGUGACGUUAGAGGAUUUCGAUUCCGCGAUCUCGUUAUUGUCUUCUUCACAAGGCUUUGAGAAUAUCUCAUUGCUUGUUUAUGCACAUCUGUUGCUGAACAAGACCAAAGAAGCUGCAAAAAUCUUGUCCAACUUCAGCCAAAUUUCUCAGGAUAACGUUGUGUUUACACUUUCGCAAUCGUGGUACGACCUGAUCGGUUUCGACGAGUCGUUGAAGUCUGCUUACUACUUUUACGACGAGCUUUCCUCCAACGAGAACACGGUCAGCACCAAAAACCUGCUUUGCUUGUUCAUCUCCAACAUGAAACUUUUACAUUUUCCGGAGGCACAGGAUGUUCUGAACAAGAUUGCGGAGCUGGGGGACGAAGGAGUCAAGGAUUGGAAGACGCAUUUGCUGAUCAAUAGAAUUUCUUUCGAGAUUCUUCAAGGCAACGAGUACAAAGAGUUGCUCGCCGAGUUGAAGAGAAUUGACCCUACCUGCGGUUAUCUUGAGGACUUAAAAGAGAAGAACCAGACGUUCGACUCUAUCGUCGAAAAGUAUGCUGUUUAG